CCGCGAACGGACAAAUUGAUUCUUGCACCUGUCAGUCACCAUGACACCUUCCUUCAUCCUGAUUUCGUCCACCUUCCAAGGGGCUAAUUCCCUCCACCUCCCGAAAGAUUAUAUCAAGUACAACCUCAUGGAAUGUUGCAAACAAGCUCUACGGGCCGUACCCCUCCCAAACCCCAUCAGCCUAUGCUGCAGUCAGCGCCGGGAGAUUUGCAACGCCCCGAGCGGCUUUGGCUUUGUGCUGAGUCUACGUGAGCUUGCAAGCUGUCACACCCUGCCAACGCAGUGCUGUCGGCGGCCCUACCAGGGAGAUGAUGGGAUAUUCACGCUGCAGGACUACCGCGAGGCUCAGGAUUGAUAAAGGACACUGUGCGGCUACUCCAACUCCCUAGAGCUGGACAGGCUGCUGGCGGUGAAUAUGGUGUGCCAAGACGAUACCAUGUGGGGCCGCCUGUCGCUUUCCUACCAAAUAGUUGGCGCCGAGGGCCCUGCGGCAGAACUUCAGAAGUAUCUAGUCAAGAUGUUAAAAUUGAGUGCACAGAAAGUUCUCUGAUUGCGCAAUCAGGAAUUGU
Messenger RNA from Pyricularia oryzae 70-15, 569 nucleotides. RefSeq lists its product as uncharacterized. The transcript has a single exon. The record is from RefSeq and is a predicted model, not a curated record. Bases 41 to 355 code for a protein of 104 amino acids. Lineage: Eukaryota; Fungi; Ascomycota; Sordariomycetes; Magnaporthales; Pyriculariaceae.